Molecule: messenger RNA, 3988 nt
Organism: Aphanomyces invadans
Lineage: Eukaryota; Oomycota; Saprolegniomycetes; Saprolegniales; Verrucalvaceae
Exons: 8
Coding region: 53-3988 (1311 amino acids)
Source: RefSeq, a predicted model, not a curated record
GCGAAACGUGUACAUUCGUCGUGGAAACCGACGAGGACCUCCGAAGCGAGAAAUGCCCCAUGAGAUGCAACAUGGUCUUGGCAGUCAUGUUCGAAACGAGAAGCCAAGUCCACUGGAUCCGGAGUACUGGCGUGGAAUCACCCAUUCUGUUGGUGAGUCUGUACCGACAACAUUCGACAACUCGCUCCAUCACCAGCAAUUCUACGACGCGUAUUCCCCGCAUUCCGCAGCGCCAGUGCAUCCCCAUCAUCACGUUGUAAUCAGUCCUAUUCCCCAUGCACGACAUGUUUCUAGUGGGGGAUUUGACAUGCAAGACAAACCCUUUGAUGUGGGAGUGCCGAAAGCAUACCACGGCCACCACCAAUACCCGGAGGGACCACAGUUGAGAGUGCAAUUGCGACGUUGUUUUUCAGCAGUGACGAUGAAUCUGCGCCAAUUGCUUGGAGCUUACGACCACCAUCGGUGUGGAGGAGUGACGUUGUCAGCAUUCCAAGAUGCUCUCAAUCAAUGUGGCAUUUUUUUGUCCACGAUGCAACUUAAUGGUAUCCAGCAGCGAUUUUACAACUCUAAAAUCGAUGCCAUCGACUACAAUGCUCUGGCGUCUUUCUUGGCACUGGACUCACAUGAAGUUGAUGCGAUUCUCAAGGACAUUGCUGGACACUUGACGUCUUCUUUCGGCGAUAUUCGUCAAAUGCUCCAGCAAUACGAUCCCCAUGGUUCAGGAUGUGUACCUCGCUCGACGUUUUAUGAAUUUUGCCGUCAGUUCAGCAGCGCACCCGACAUUGACUUGCAUUGGUUUGCCCAGUCUUUUGUGAGCCCAUACGAGCCACACAUGAUAUCGUACGGUCGACUCAUGGAAAUGAUGCCCCAUUCGUCAGCUGGCGGAACACAAUACAGCGGGGGCCACCAUGACUUGAGAGGGGCAAUGUACAACAUGAAUGUAUUUCCUACAUCACCAAUGUUGGCAAGGCAACCAACACCCCAAGGUGUCCUAUUUUCUCCGACGCAUCAACAUCAUACAGGGUACACCACUAUGGUGAAUCAUGCCGUCCCAACUGCUCAAGUCGUCCUGCAGAAAAAUGGCUGGAUUUGUCGUGUUUGUGCUCAUCAACAAAUCGAAGACUGGGUCACGCACUGCGAAAUUUGCGAAACUUCUAAACCUCAUGGGGGUGCUCGGGGAAUUUUUGUGAAAUGUCCCCAUUGCAAAUUCGACAACAAUUUUGAUGCCUCACGUUGUGAACUGUGCAACCACUCGAUCAAGUUGCGCCACCACAGAAAAUCCAAGAAGAAGAAAUAUGCCAGCAGCAGUUCCUCCUCCAGUAGCAGCAGCAGUAGCUCGAGCAGUUCGUCUGGCAGUGACGGGGAUCGUCGUCGAAAGCGAAGUCGAAGCCGUCGAUCGAAGAGCCAAAAGAAACGACGACAGGGCCACACACAUCGUUUCCAUCAAGGUGAAUCCAUCCAAGCAAUUCCGAUGAACGCGAAUGAGUACGAACUGGGCCGAAUUGUAAAGUUGCACAAGGAUGACACAUACGACGUGAAAUUUGACAGUGGCAAAGUCGAACAGUAUGUUCCUGAGCAGUCAAUCCGCGAAUUGGUUCGCUCGAAACACCACCAUUCGCCAUCGCACAGAUACCAGUCUUCUUCGCCGCGCAAACACCAUCAAAGUCACCAAGGUCGCGAUGACUAUCAAGAUUAUCACGACACGAAACACGGCAAACAUCACCGGCCAUCAUCACCACGGAAAGACCACGCAAAGCACAGCAAUGAUGAGUCGUCAUCGGAUGCCACCCCAAAAGCUAAAUCCCCUCGCAAACCAAACCGUCCAGAACCAAUUGUCACAACCGAUUCAGAAUCAUCUCGUCAACCAAAGUACAAAGUUGGACAGAGCGUCAAAGCUGACUACAAGUGCCAGGGCGAAAAAUUGGCCGCUGUCGUUUCAAAAGUGCACUCCGAUGGCACAUACGACUUAGAAUACGAAACCGGCAAGAUCGAAUCGCGCGUGGCCGAAUCACUGAUUUCUACGGGAACAAGCCAUUCACCCAAGAAGAAAAAAAUGGCCGACGAAACAACAAUUACGUCAGAUGAAAAGGUUAUUUUUGAAAAGGGUCAGAAAAUCGAAGCCAAGUACGGUGGCAAGUCGGCAUGGAAGGCUGGCAUUAUUGCGCGAAAGCGAGUAAAUGGCACAUACGACAUUGAUUACGAGGAGGGCGAGAAAGAGACGGGCGUUGCAUCCAAACUCAUCCGGGCCCGAGCAUCUUCACCGAAAAAGAAGAAGGCGGAGGAAACGUCGACCGAAGAAGAAAAGCCCAAGAAACUCAAAUUCAAACAAGGCGACAAAGUUGAAGCGCAAUACAAAGGGAAGGACAAGUUUUACUCCGGGAUCAUUGCACGUGCGCGUUUGAAUGGGUCUUAUGAUAUUGACUACGACGACGGAGAAAAGGAAGCUGGGGUGAAUGCCGACUUCAUCCGAGCCAAGAAGUCGUCGUCGUCACCCAAGAAGAAACAGGACGAAGAAGCGUCAACGGAAGAAGUGAAGCUCAAGAAGCACAAGUUCCAACUAGAUGAUAAGGUUGAAGCCAAGUGCGGUGGCGAAGACAAGUACUAUCCCGGAGUAAUUACUCGCGUCCGACUGAAUGGAACGUACAUUAUCGAAUACGAUCACGGAAUCACUGAAACGGGAGUUCCUGCUGACUUGAUUCGACUUCGAAGUUCGAGCCCCAAGAAGACCGAUGAUACCUCUGAGGAUGACCGCAAGCCAUCAAAAAAGUUCAAAGAAGGCGACAAAAUUGAGGCGCAGUACAAGGGCAAGUCCAAAUAUUACCCUGGGGUGAUCGCGAGAGCGCGGUCGAACGGAACGUACGACAUCGAUUACGACGACGGCGAGAAAGAAAAGGAAGUUGCAGUCGACUUCAUACGGGCAAAAGGAUCUUCGUCACCAAAAAAGAAGAUAGUCGAAGACACUACAACCGAGGAUGAGAAAUCAAAAAAGAAGUAUCAGCAAGGCGACAAAGUCGAAGCCAGAUGCGGUGGAGAAAACAAGUAUUAUCCCGGCGUGAUCACUCGUGUCCGACUCAACGGAACAUACAUAAUCGAAUACGACCACGGAAUCACUGAAACAGGUGUGACAGCCGAAUUGAUUCGAGCGCGAGGAGGAUCAAACAGCCCCAAAAAGAAGAAAUCUGACGACACUUCAGAAGAUGACCGGAAACUGUCCAAAAAGUUUAAGGAAGGUGAAAAGGUCGAAGCGCAGUACAAGGGCAAGUCCAAGUUCUACCCUGGCGUUAUUGCGCGUGCGCGACUCAACGGCACGUAUGACAUUGACUACGACGACGGUGAAAAGGAAAAGGAGGUUGCCGCGGAUCUAAUUCGAUCCAAGGAGUCAUCACCCAAGAAAAAGAAAUCCGAUGACACAUCCGAGGACGACAAAAAAGGCAAGAAGUUCAAGGAGGGUGAAAAGGUCGAGGCGCAGUACAAGGGCAAGUCCAAGUUCUACCCUGGUGUAAUCUCGAGAGCUCGUCUCAAUGGGACGUACGAUAUCGACUACGACGAUGGCGAAAAGGAGAAAGAAGUUGCUGCAGACCUCAUUCGGUCGAGGGAAAAGUCGAGUCCAAAGAAGAAGUCGGACGAAACGACGGAAGACGAGAAGAAGCCCAAGAAGUUCAAGGAGGGCGAGAAGGUGGAGGCCCAGUACAAGGGCAAGUCCAAAUUCUACCCUGGCGUGAUAUCGAGAGCGCGACUGAACGGCACAUAUGACAUUGACUAUGACGACGGAGAGAAGGAAACCGGCGUCGCAGCCGACCUCAUUCGAUCCAAGGAAAAAUCGAGCCCAAAGAAGAAAGGCAGCGACGACACGACCGACGACGAGGCAAAGAAGUUCAAGGAGGGCGAAAAGAUCGAGUGUCUGUACAAGGGAAAGACCAAGUACUACCCUGGCGUGAUUGCGCGCGCGAGGUCGAACGGGACGAGAAGGAAGUCGCGGCCAAGUUGA